AUGAAUUGCAAAGAUUAGUUACUACUCCAAUCACCCUUGACUAAAGCACAUUCUCUUAAUACAAGAAAUUAUAGAACUGAUCCUAUCAAUUUUAAUCUGAAGUUGUAAUAAACUUUAUCUUAUAAUACCAGUCACUAUCUAGCAUCUGCAAAUGCAUCUCACCCUAAACUGAAAUUGCCACAUUAAGGUAAUACUUCAGGACUAAACAAGGAAAUCAGCCAGUUUACUAUUGGAAAUAAAUCUAGAUAAUCUAAAUUUUCACAAAAGAAAAAACCUUAAUUAAUGUUUGAGCAUCUAAAUGCAUCUACAGGUGCAUUAGAUUCUAGUGUCAUUAUUGCUCAAAACCCAGACUAUAGUUUCAACUCAAGAUCUUUGUUUCAUCCUGCAAGGCAUGUAGAUGUUAAAAAACUCAGAUGCUAGAGUAUGAUGGAAAAGAAAAAAAAGGAUUUUAUGCAGGACUUACAACAUCAAAAAGAAAAAUUAAUUGAAGUGGUUCAUAAAAAAAAGAAGUAGAGUAUAGAUAAUGGUAUUGAUGGGUAGCCUGAGCACAAUAAAUCGAUCAAUGAUAUUGUAAAUGAGGAGCCUGAAAAACCUCUCACUGGCUACAACUACAGAAAGUACUUCAAUGAAGCUCAUAUUGUGUUAAACGCAACAAAAAGUGCUAUUAGAUUAAAAAAUAUAAAUAGAAUCGCAGACUUAUCUAUGAUUGAGAUGAGAAAAGGGCUCUAGUAAUAGAAAUAUGAAAUAUUACGAAACAAAACCAAGCUAAAGGCACCAGUAAUUAGUAUCAAUAAAAAGUCUAUUGUAUGA
Stylonychia lemnae is the source of this 810-nucleotide messenger RNA. Lineage: Eukaryota; Ciliophora; Spirotrichea; Sporadotrichida; Oxytrichidae. The record is from the annotation of a GenBank genome assembly.